Anguilla rostrata (American eel) is the source of this 2414-nucleotide messenger RNA. It is a transcript of the gene dnai7, whose product is annotated as dynein axonemal intermediate chain 7. The record is from RefSeq and is a predicted model, not a curated record. The transcript is spliced from 15 exons. The coding region runs from base 1 to 2265 and encodes 754 amino acids. Gene Ontology annotation, molecular function: beta-tubulin binding; microtubule binding. Lineage: Eukaryota; Metazoa; Chordata; Actinopteri; Anguilliformes; Anguillidae. Gene Ontology annotation, cellular component: axoneme.
AUGCCGGAAAGCAGCCUGCCGUGGAAGUCUGAAUGCGCAUGCUUUACUGUUACCAUAGCAAUUAGGACGCCAAAACAGGGACGUUUUAGGGGAGAACGCCAGUGGGAGAACAUCAUGAAAAAAGGUGGCAAGGUCAAUAAGGCUGAGAAGGCAAAAGCCUUGAAGGAAGAGCAGAAGCGGAGAGAGAAGGAAGAGGAGGAGUUGCGUCUUCAGAGGGAGCAGGAGGAGCGGGAGAGAUUGGAGAGGGAGAGGAAGAGGCAGGAGAAGCAGGAGUGGCUGGAGAAGAAGGACAGAGAGCGCAGAGGAGAUGAAUUGAGUGAACUGAGCCAAAUGCUGGAGGGUAACUACUUUGCAGUGACUAAAUGGCAAGCAGAGACCAAAGAGAAGGCAAAGUGGGAGCGCUACAUGAGUUGCAAUGGGAGUCCAAACCCUUCUAUACCGCAGGAGGUCAAUGCUUUCAUCAAUUUGUGGAGAGAAGAUCCUGAGGUCCAGAUUAGUCCAGUUAUGAAAGACAUUGCACAGGCUCUACGGCUCAUAGAGGAGUUAGAGUGUGUGCUGAAUGACAGAGGGGACUCUGAACAAGAUGAGAAAGAUGCACAGCAAGACAAAGAAACCCUUCUGUCUCUACAGAAUCUAGUUCAUUCUAAACUCAAUCUGGCCUCGGAGGAGAUACUGAAGUGGUCGCACACUAAUGCAGACAUGGAGACUGGGAACAUGAAAAAAGUAAUCCGGGACAGUAACAUCACUCUGUGUCUCUGGUCCAACCUCAGCAAGAAUGCAAGGUUGAAAGAGAUCCGUUUCGAGGACGUGGGCGUGGCGUUUGAAUUGCCCAAGCAGCUGGCAGUGAGUGACAUCGCCGUGCGCAUCCUGCACACUCGCUACGACCACCUGUCGCCCCUGAGUCGUGAGGUGCAGAGAAAGGAGGCUGCCGCCUUGGCGGAGGAGGCGCUCUUGGUGGCUGAACUGGAACAAGUGGAGCAGGGGGAGGAGGAGGGCACGGAGAACGGCGAGGCAGAUGCACAGUCGGUCAAGUCGAACGGCAGAAAGAGCUCUAUGAGUGUGGCUUCAGUGAAAGACAGGAGGAGCACAGUUUCACAGGAGCCCACUCUAGAUGAAGGAGAGAACAGAACUGAGACCCCAGCAGAGGAAUUAGCUACAGCAGUUGAAGAAGCCCCUGUCAACAUUUCCCCGGAACCUGUGGCUAAUACCCCGGAGGUGGACUUUGUUGACUUGUACCAGUACAUGCCUCUUGGUGGAGUAUUUUAUUUUGAAGCUUUCCAUCUACCGCCCCAGUCUCACUUGAUAAAGGGCUGGGAAAUGAGAAAGAUUCUGGAUGUUGGACUUCAGGCUUUUCCUUACCCACCAGAUCAGGCCCAGAUCCAAAGUUCCAUCACCAAGAAGGAAGAACCUUCCAGUUCUCCUCCAGUUGGGAUCACUAUGACUCUGCCUGAUUCUGUAAUCUUCUUGGAGGACCCCAUGAUUGCAUGCUGGGAUCCUACAGCUCUGCAGUGGAGGAGAGAUGGUGCCUAUGAGAUCACUUAUGAUGCGCCCACCAGGACAAUUUCAUUCAAGAUGGAUUCCUUCCGGACCUUCACAUUCCUGCAGGACUCCUACGCGAAUGUGCCCUUCCAGUCCUGGGAGUUGCGGCCACUGGGAGUGAACUAUGCCCUGCUGACUAUCAUUGCAGGCCUUACUGAAGUCAGCAUCACAAUCAAGGACAACAAGUGCAUGUUAACCACUGACCCAAGAAGUGAACUGAGCCACGUGUCAGGAAAGUGGAUGAGUGUCUCUUCUUUUCAAAAAGCGCUGACAAGCUCAGGUAUAAAUAUAUUUGUGAACGAACACUCGUCCAAAUACGUCAGCAUUACCGCCAAGGACCCACUGACAGAACAAACGGCAUAUGAACAGAUGGCACUGAUGGCCUCCACAACUGCCUUCUCCUGGAGCCGCUGGAAUUCACAUUGUGGACAGGAGCACAUAGUACUUCAGGCAUGUCAGCACCUGGAGGAGGGGCCUGUGCCAGAAGAGGCGUGGUCUUUGUUCUUAAUGGGCGCUCAGAGGAGCCAGUGCCUGGAGAUAAAGGAGUGGAGUGACAGUUUCUCGCCAGAGCUGGCCGAUGACACCGAGUUCCACUCCACCUUCCUGCACAUGCUCAAAGAGAGCAUGACUCUGGCCGGGUGGCGGCGGGUGCAGGAGUCGCAUUAUCUCUUCACCGACUGCGUUCACAGCCUGCUGUGUGCCACGCGUGUGCUCACCUACUCAUGACCGUAGGCCUUUUAGCAGUAUUACAUGCUUUAUUGUGCAAAUCCCUCUCUCCCGUCAUGGAACGUACAGAAGUGCAUAAACUCAUAAUGUAGAACACAGCAAAGAACUUAAGGAGAAAAUUGUGUCUCAUAACAAAUCACAAACAAUAA